Molecule: messenger RNA, 4090 nt
Organism: Hyla sarda
Lineage: Eukaryota; Metazoa; Chordata; Amphibia; Anura; Hylidae
Gene: OXTR
Product: oxytocin receptor
Exons: 2
Coding region: 219-1382 (387 amino acids)
Biological process (GO): maternal process involved in parturition; regulation of systemic arterial blood pressure by vasopressin; G protein-coupled receptor signaling pathway
Cellular component (GO): membrane
Molecular function (GO): peptide binding; vasopressin receptor activity; oxytocin receptor activity
Source: RefSeq, a predicted model, not a curated record
UGGGGGGAAGGAGGGGCUGGCAAAGACCACCUCUUCACCUCAUCUUCAAGAGAGUAGGAAAGCAUCCAGAAGGUUGCAAGCAGCAGAUCCGUCACCUGUCUGGAGUGACCCAGAGGUUGGAGGGUCCUCAGGAGCCAAGGGGCAUGUUCUCCUUCAAGGGAUGAUGUAAAUUUAGGAACAUUUAGUAGAUUUGUAUAGCUGAAUCACUACACCUGGAGAUGGAGUGCCUUAAUACAGACUGCUCCGGGCUGCAAAACACCUCAUGGUUAAACUCCAGCCAGGAGAACCGGAAUCAAAGCUUCAACAACACUAGGGACCCCCUGAAAAGGAAUGAAGAAGUAGCAAAGGUGGAAGUGACUGUGCUGGCCCUCAUCCUCUUCCUAGCCUUGGCUGGAAACAUCUGUGUACUUUUGGGGAUUUACAUUAAUAGACACAAGCAUUCCCGUAUGUACUUCUUCAUGAAGCACCUGAGUAUUGCAGAUUUGGUGGUCGCAGUGUUCCAGGUGCUUCCGCAACUCAUCUGGGACAUCACCUUCAGGUUCUAUGCUCCAGACUUUGUUUGCAGGUUGGUCACUUACUUGCAGGUAGUAGGGAUGUUUGCUUCUACCUAUAUGCUCCUGCUCAUGUCCCUAGACAGAUGCUUGGCUAUCUGUCAGCCCUUGAGGUCUCUGCAUAGGAGAUCAGACCGUGUCUAUGUCCUCUUUACUUGGAUCCUCAGCUUUCUUCUUAGCAUCCCCCAAACUGCUAUCUUCUCCCUUAAAGAGGUGGGAAAUGGGGUUUAUGAUUGCAGAGCUGACUUUAUCCUGCCCUGGGGACCUAAAGCUUAUAUCACAUGGAUAACCCUGUCUGUGUACAUUAUCCCGGUGCUGAUCCUCAGCAUCUGCUAUGGGCUUAUUAGCUACAAGAUCUGGCAAAACAUCCGUCUGAAGACUGUGUGCGAGAGCAAUCUUAGACUGAGCACCAGCAGAAGAGCCACCCUGUCCAGGGUCAGCAGUGUCAGGCUUAUCUCCAAGGCUAAAAUCCGGACUGUAAAGAUGACCUUCAUCAUAGUGCUGGCUUAUAUUGCCUGCUGGACCCCAUUCUUUUUCGUCCAGAUGUGGUCAGUGUGGGACCCCAAUCCCCCUAAAGAAGCAUCACUGUUCAUCAUUGCCAUGCUACUUGGAAGCCUCAACAGCUGCUGUAACCCCUGGAUCUACAUGUUGUUCACUGGUCACCUCUUCCACGACCUCCUACAAAGCUUCCUGUGCUGUUCUGCUCGAUACCUGAAGUCCCGGCAGCAGGGGAGCGACCUGAGCGCUAGUAGGAAGAGCAACUCCUCAACCUUUGUGUUGAGCCGCAAGAGUUCAAGUCAAAAAAGUAUCACACAGCCAUCUACAGCAUAAAUGCCCCACAUAGAUACAAUACGGACUGAGAAGGCCCCGGGAUCGGAUACUGAUCAAAAAUCAGGACACUGCUGAGAUCUGUAGAUUAAGUGUGAUUAUAUGGCUCAUGAAUGUGAAGGAAAGUGUGGAGGUCAUAUGCAUGAAGUGGUGAUGGGCAGCUGUUCUGUCAUUAUUAGGGUCUCCUGAAAUCUUGGGAAGUAUCCUCCCCCCCUCUUACUCCACGUUGCAUGUUGAGGGAAUAAUGCUGGUAGUUACCUGAUACAAGAGGUGGUGCUGGGCCAAGCCCUGGCAAAUUAGCAGCACGCCAUGAUGUGUAGCAAUCACAUGUUGCACCUCCCCUGCACCUAAAAAAGUGCCCUAAUUCACAUAUCAAAGGUCUGGUGAGGAGAUCGCUAUAUUAAUGCCUUAUAUACGGGCAAUUGGGUUAUAUGUAAAUUGAGAUAGAUUUAGUUCUGUAAUAUUUAGAACAUUUCUGCUUGCUCUCACACAAUAAGAAUACAUUGCUACAAGUACCCAUCAGCUUGAUGAGCAAGACUUGCUCAAGUCGGGUUUUAGUAAGAAUGUUUCUAAUCACUGACAGCCAGUAGAGAUCUUGAAAAUGGUUGAGGAGUUGAAACGCAAAGUGUAAUUCAUUAAGGCCAGUGUUUCUUCUGCCUGUCUUAAAGGGGUACUUCACUAGCCAUCACGGCCGGUGCCACCUCAAUGCAAGUCUAUCGGAGGGGGCGUGACGGCCGCCACGCCCCCUCCCAUAGACUUGCAUUGAGGGGGCAUGGUCGUGAUGUCACAAGGGGCGUGGCUGACCACAGCAGCGCGAAAACAGCAUUCAGAACAUUUACUUCCGAACGCUGGCCAGUGGAGUACCCCUUUAAGGGAGUUGGCUGGGAAGAAGAAAAGGUCCUACCUCUUCUUCUCCCUGGCACUUCACUUCCACCAGAAAUAGUUACUAUAGGUACGGACAGCCAAAUGUGCCCAGAGUUUCCUGGCACUCUACUUCUACUCCUUGGUUAUCUCAGAAGUAUACUGGAGGGGGCAGGUGCUUGUCCCCCUGUGAGGUCCAAAAGCUGCAGGAUGUUACCGAUGUUGCAACAACAUCAUGCAUCUAUUUGACAUCGUGUGUAAGUAAAACCACGUCCACACACGAUGUCCAAUAUGUGCUUGAUAUUGCUGCAACAUCGGGACAAGCACUCCUUCCCUCCUGUCUCGGAACAGUAUACUUUCAAGAUGACCAGGGAGCGGAAGGGAAGCGCCAGGGAACCUCCCGGGCAACCCCUUUAAGCUUGUGAUGUGCCAAAUGUACUAAGAGGCAUACACUCUGUGCACGUUUGGCUGUCCGUGCCUUUUCAGAUUUAAAUAUAUAGUAACUUUUGCUGGUGUGAAUUAUACUACAGGCCUUCCCACUAAGACCCUCCCUCCUAAACAAAUAAAAAUGUGCCAAGAAUGACACAAAACCAGCAAAAAGAGACUUGCGCAAAAAAAUUGCAGCUUUUGUACUCGAGAAUAUACAGUAAUAUAAAAUAUACAAACCUUAAUGAAUUCCCAUCGAAGUAUUUAAAAAAAGUUACAAAACUUUUUAUCAUAAAAGCUUAAUAGUACACAAGGCUUGACAAUCCUUAUUGUUUUUCUGAUGUGUUUUUUGGGAAUACAGCCAACCGUGGAAUUCCCCUUUAAUUUACAUGUGACACUGGGAUCAGAACUAACAUGAUAUGCAUAAAAUGAUCAUGUGAAUUUUCAUGGGCACCUCCUGAUUUACACUAUGGACUUGCCUUUUGUUGGCUGCGCGGCUCCCACUGAGGGGCUUUCAUUACUGCUUUCUGUGCAAUUUGUCAUAAAACGCUGUGUAUAAAUAUGUAAACAUGAUAAAAUUAUCAUUUUUGUACAGAGACACCAACAUAUCUUAGCAAGCCACAACUCUAUCAUAUUCAUUAUACUUAUUGCGGGUGACGUCCGCUGCCUGCAGCGUUCAUUAAAUAACAAAUCUUAUUUUACUUAAAGGGAUAAUCACCCUGUGGCUGUGAUAUAACCAUAGGUAUUGUAUUGUCACAUUGUGCACUGUUGUUUCGUGCACCAACACACACAGUCUGGUUUCUGCAUAAAAUAUUUUUCUCUAUAUAAAUGAAUGUACGUAGAUAAAAUCCAUGUCUGUGUAUUUGAGUGCAGAGCUCAGCAUGGCGUUCUAGGUUGUUUAAGGCAUUGCAAUAUUUCUUCUCUUAACCCCUCGAUUGCCAGAAAAUCUCUGUUGUUUCAGCACUAUAAGCUCUUUAAAGGUCUAUUGACAAUUAUUGGGGGGGGGGGGGGGGGGGCUUGUUAAGUUAUAAUUAAAGUUUUUACGCCCUGGGAGCAGCCAUUUUGAACCACUCUUUUAUAUGGGGCUUACAGCAACAGUUAUGCUGCUUAUACAUUAGCAAACUGGAGUCUUGUUAGUAUUCAGAGUGCAAAAUGGCAGCUUCCAUUGCAUUGAGAAUGAUUAAGAAAAACUAAAAACGUAUUGAAUGGCUAACCAAUAAUUUCUUGGUUGUCGCCAAAAGAGAUAAAAAAUGGAAAGAAGCUUUAUACUUCUUCCAAUAUAACGCACCUUGUAGAUAUAUAUUUUUUUUUUUAAAGAAGGGAGCACUUUUGUCGUGUCAUUUUACAGAUCACUGAUUUAUUCUGAGAGUUUUAUUUUCUGUCUUUACAAAAAAAAGUUUAUCUUUAAUAAACGGAGUUAUUUA